Molecule: messenger RNA, 4221 nt
Organism: Suricata suricatta (meerkat)
Lineage: Eukaryota; Metazoa; Chordata; Mammalia; Carnivora; Herpestidae
Product: cytochrome b5 type B
Exons: 5
Coding region: 112-552 (146 amino acids)
Cellular component (GO): mitochondrial outer membrane; intracellular membrane-bounded organelle
Molecular function (GO): heme binding
Source: RefSeq, a predicted model, not a curated record
ACGGCCAUAGGGGCCCUGGUUACGGAAGCCGGGGAGGGUUGAGCUCAGAGGCCACCUCGAGGAAGUUAGCUUUGGAAACCCGGUUAGUGGUGAAGAGCUGUCUCAGGCACAAUGGCGACUGUGGAAGCAAGCGGCAACGAUGGGAAAGGGCAAGGGGUCGAGACCUCCGUCACCUAUUAUCGAUUGGAGGAGGUGGCGAAGCACAACUCCAUGAAGGAGAUAUGGCUGGUGAUCCACGGGCGAGUCUACGAUAUCACCCGUUUCCUUAACGAGCACCCUGGGGGAGAAGAGGUUCUAAUGGAACAAGCCGGUGCCGAUGCAAGUGAAAGCUUUGAAGACGUAGGCCACUCUUCUGAUGCCAGGGAGAUGCUCAAGCAGUACUAUAUCGGCGAUGUGCAUCCGAAUGACCUUAAACCUGAAAGUGGUAGCAAGGACUCUUCGAAAGAUUCCACAUGCAGAAGUUGCUGGUCAUACUGGAUUUUGCCCAUCAUAGGCGCUGUUGUCUUAGGUUUCCUGUAUCGUUACUACGUGUCGGAAAGCAAAUCCUCCUGAGGAGAUGGCGUGGAAGUCGGAGAGCAUAUCCGUCCGGAGUGCAAGCUAGAGACUUGUUUGGAGGUCAAGCGAUGCCCUCUUCUCGAAUCCUGCCGGGUGUGUGCUUCCCCUUUGGAACCCCAAUGGUUGGCUAGACAUCCACCCCAGACCUGGGGCCUGUGUCCUUCAUCUCCCAGAGCCUUACUCCCAAAGCACCUGCUCGUUGUCCUGUGUGUCUGCCAGGGGCCUUCUCUCCACUGGCUUCCACCAGCCCCCUUUGCAUUUCCAGACUUGGUUUUAUAAUUACAAUCUGGAUGUCCUUGUGACAUUGUUCUUUGGUAAAAACGCCUGAUUUCCAGUGUUUUACAUGCACACUAGACAUUCCUAACAGGGCAGCACACUCUGGUUUUGAAGCUUUUCUUUUUCCAUUUUUCUUUGAAGUAAAUAUGUAUACACAUAUGUAUAUAUAUGGGUUGUUUUUUUUUUUUAGCUCUGACUGAAUUCUGUUAUUUAUCAUAAGGGAUUUAACUUACGAAGUAAAGUUGCACACCCAUGGCAUAAAACACAACUGCCAAAUGCUCUCGCUCCUUGUUUGUAUUUAUUAAAACUGGGAAGGACCAUGACAUCCUGUCCUCCCUCCUGAGCUGUGGAGCAGGUAACUCUCGCCUCGCCCUUCCCCUUUCCUCACCCCUCCCCCGCCCAGGUCCGCCGAGUGGUGCUGGACAGAACUGUGCUUCUGUUGUAUUUCUUGGGAGUGGAGAGAAAGAGGGGAGGGGAGAGAUGAAUUGGAGUGAUAGGGUGAAUUUGUAGUCCUCUUUGUUUUGAAAAAUACUGAAAACACUACUUUAGGACAGGAGUUUAGGAAAAGCACCAAAGACUUCACUUUAUUUUUUUCCAAAGACUUCAUUCUUUACUUUGGUUUGGCACCAGUUUCUAGCCAUCCUUUUUCCCUUUUCCCCCCAACCAACCAACCAACCAUCUUUUAUUGGUAAAAUACAAAAUUGUAAUUAUAGCUAUUGAACUUCACCAGGGAUUUUGCUGCUUUUAAAUGUAUUGCAUAGCCAAUUUUUUCAUUUCCUGUUUUACAAAAGUGAGAGAGUCCAACUUGCUCAAAGAUCCAGUAUUUGAUCUUCUGUUUGUUGGCCCCAGUAACACAACUUCCAUAGUUCAGUGGCAUUCGAAGGGGGGGGAUCAUGACAAAACAAUGUUUUCUAUUUUUUACCUUCAUGGCUCUAAUUUGUGGUUUUAUUGUUUUUCCACUGAGGAAAAAAAGAAAACAAAACCAGCUAGUAGUUUUAUCCCUUGGAUGAGUGUUUAAUUGAAGAGUAGGUCAUUAUUUAGAAUUCUGUUAGUGUUUCUUCUUGGUUCAGGAAUUUCUCUGGCUUAUUUGACUUAACUUUUUUCCCCCCAUGGAAACACCUGAGGACACAGUACACUGGCUGUUUUCUGCCAACAACUGUCUGUGGUGAUUUUUCUCGCCCGUUUUUAAGGAUUACCAGUCUGCUUCUGAGCCAUUGUCCUAUGUAGCAGGGAGCAGCUUGGUUCUAGAAGGACCAUGAACACCACUGUCUCCUCCCCGCUUACAGCUGGCCACGGAAAGGAAAGAGCAGUGUCUGUCCACUACAAAACUAGGAAAGGCUUAACCUUUUCCUGCAGUUGAGUGUAUUCAGAAUUCAUCAAAAUAAUAUUGACCUUGUAUUUGCACACUUGGAUAUGAUAUUAUGGAGAAAUUUCAGGGGAUUUUUGAGAGACUUAUACGUCAGGGAUAUGGGAAUAGUCAAACUUACCUUUAGAAAGCUUUGUAUAAGAUGCCACUUUUAGACAAUUUAUUAAAAAGAACCUUUGGUUGUUCCGGAACAGGAGUGGUGUGACUGUUGGUGCUCCUCCUGUUUGAAGGCGUAUGGAAGGGUUGCCUUGAAUAUGAAUUGGUAUCUACUUGCUUUAAUAAUCAAGCUGCACGAUUACAUGGGCCACAUUGGGGUAGAAAUAAAGAACAACGGAGUAUUGAGGAACUGAAAGGGGAACAUUUAGGCUGACACUAAGCCAGCAGAUAACUGGAAUCAAGAGUGUGUUGGCAGUCUCCAAAAUUAAAUGAAAAACAUCUGGCUUAUAAGAAAUGUUAAAGAGUGACAGUCUUAAGUAAAAUUGGUGGUUUAUUUUGGAUAUUUUUAGGGUGAACACCAACACAAAAAGUGUGUUUUUCUGGUUCAUAUUGGUUGUCUUUUUGUGUUUAUAUCUGGACUUGUUUUUACUCAGAGCCAGAGGAAAAGAUUUUCAGACUUGUCUCCACCAUCCAUGAAAUCUGUCCAACACCCAGGGCUUCUUUUGAUCUACUGCUAAUGUGAUGUCACUUUGUAUUAUAAAAACCACUUUUGGGUCCAUUUACUGUUACUCUGCUGCCUACAUCAACAGGCGAAAGGUUGAGCUAGUGUGGGAGUUUGCAGAGGUUUUUCUAAACAAUAGAAUAAUGCAGUGUAUUAGGCAAACCCAUCAAAAAGGCCUUGUUUUCAGAGGUAGACUUAUUAAACUCUUGAAACAGUCUCCACAUUGGUAGGCCGUGCAAAUCCCUCUGGAGAGCUAGUGGAGCCCGUCCCUGUCGGCCGAGCGUGCCCCCUAGAGCUGGUCUCUGGGUGCUGGGUUGUUUAUUCCCAGGGAAGACACACAAUGACUGGAGGUCACGAAAGGAGAGGAGGGAAGACGUGUGCCACCAAAAUAGGGAUGUCAGUGCCAGGCCUCCAAAAUUUCCUAGUCCCUGUCCCUCAGGAAUCAGUUCUGGUUUCUAAAUGACCCCACAUUUGUAAGGACAAGAAAGUGGUGGGGACAAAAUUUAUAGUGUUUAGUUCUUAUGCGACCCCUGAAGCAGAAACAAAAAUCCAUGGGAACCUACAAUUUGAGCCUGUAAAUUCUUUCAGCAGUUGUCAGAAAUGCACACAUUGUGAGAUAAGAGCGUCAUUGAGUUUAGACUCAUUUAGUUCCGGCGUGGAGCAAAGAGAAGUGUUCUCUGGGCCGGGCGUAUCAUUAUGGUGUCUCAGGCUUCACAGCUCAGCAUUUUCUGGUUAGAGUCCAUUUUAGGAGAUUGAAACGCAGGACAUUAACGUUCAUUACUUCCUUCCCUGGGAGAAGUGGAUUAGACGUGUCUUGUCUCAACAAGAGAUUGGGGUGGGCUUUUGUUAUUUUUUUCUUGGGGGGGAUUGGUUUGGCUUCUUUGUUUUGUUUUGUUUUUUUGGGGUUUUUUUUUUUUUGUUUGUUUGUUUUUAAGCCAUCUCAUUCUGUUGCCAAAUACCACAAAACGAAUGGGGAGUUUAGUUCGCAUUUGACUGUUAUUCUCUGAAAGGGCCUGGUUUAGAAUUUCUGGGGGUGACUUCAGACGGAGGUUCCAGGAACCCGAGUUACCUACCCAAUGUCUAGCAUCUUACUCAUGAAUCUUAGGAGCUGUUCUUUUCCUUUACCUAUAUCCUACAUGUGCUAGUUGGGUAAAAGAUGAUUCUUUAACUUCCUUUCUUUUUACUUCACCCUCUACUGUGAACGAGUAAUACUAACAUUCUUUUUGUGUAUUCAAUAAUGGAGUUUGUUUACCUAUUUUAUUUCAGCAUAUUUUGAACAAAGAUCUUUGUCUCUUUCUGCUGGAAUGUGCACACAGUGAAUGUUUGUUAGAACUACACACAAUAAAGACACUGUUUUCCUUUUCUU